AUGAAGCCUACCCACAACGCCAUAUCCACUGAGGGCCAAAAGAUCUUCUCGACUACAUUUGAUACUAUUGGCUUCUUCGCUCGUAGCAUUGGAGACCUGCAGUUACUAGCAGACGUCUUUUGUAUCGAGGAUGAUCGGCCACCAGAGCGUUUUUCACGGAAAGAUGUUUCAGUUGCUCUUCUCAAAACACCCAUGUGGUCCCAGGCAGGCUCUAGUACCAUCAAUGCCAUGCAACGAACUGCCGCAAUACUGCGCAAUCACGGCGUAAGAGUAGAGGAGGUGUCACUGCCAGACGAUUUUGGCGACGCAGAUACCUUGAGGCGGUCGCAAAGGGCAAUCACGAACGCUGAGGCCAAAGUCGCCUUUCUAAAAGAAUAUCGAAUGGACAAGGCCAAUUUGGACGCGUCGAUCUGUCAUCUGGUGGAGAACAAGCCUGAGCAUGCCAAUGCAGAAAGAAUGCAGGCUCUGGACAGGCAUGUAUGUCUUCGUGGCAUGUUCGAUGGGAUAGCGGCGAGCUACUCAGCUAUCCUUGCACCAAGCGCUGCAGACGAGGCCCCACUGGGGCUUGAUGAUAUGGGCAGCCCGAUGUUCAACACCUUAUGGACGGCAAGUGACUGCUUUAGCGUAAUGCUGGAAAGCUGCCACUAA
Messenger RNA from Alternaria ventricosa, 648 nucleotides. RefSeq lists its product as uncharacterized. The record is from RefSeq and is a predicted model, not a curated record. The transcript has a single exon. The coding region runs from base 1 to 648 and encodes 215 amino acids. NCBI's taxonomy places the organism in Eukaryota, Fungi, Ascomycota, Dothideomycetes, Pleosporales, Pleosporaceae.